Messenger RNA from Hibiscus syriacus, 1126 nucleotides. RefSeq names its product protein SLOW GREEN 1, chloroplastic-like. Gene Ontology annotation, molecular function: protein binding. NCBI's taxonomy places the organism in Eukaryota, Viridiplantae, Streptophyta, Magnoliopsida, Malvales, Malvaceae. The record is from RefSeq and is a predicted model, not a curated record. The coding region runs from base 73 to 1008 and encodes 311 amino acids. The transcript has a single exon.
UCUUUGCCUCACUCGACAUUCCGUUGCUUUCUUCAACCUUGAGAAAACCAAGAAAAAAGUAUAUCCUCAGCCAUGAAUCCAACACUAGCCACAUUUUCAUCACCGUGCACCGCCGUUCUCCCCCUGAAAUCACUCCCUUCGUCUUCUUCGUCGGCCCCGUUGCUCGCUUUUCCUUCACCCAAGCCCCUCAGGCUCAGGGCUUGUUGUUCUGCAAAGCCUGAUUCCGUCGCUCAGAAGCUUCAAUCGUUCGCCAAGACGGCUGUUUUGGUCGGUGCGACGGCUUUGAUGAUUGGGAAAUUCUCAGACUUCCCUGCCCGAGCCGACCCUGUACCAGUAACGGUGGUCGAAAGCGAACCUGCUUUGCCGGUAGAAAAGGAAGCGGAGGAUCCGAAACCAAAGCAAACUUCAUCGCUUUCUGCGUUUCUUGAAUCGGGUGCGGAAGCCGUCGAGGCAAUGAAGGCGUUCAUACGCAUGAAGCUCGAAAACCAAGAAGAAGAAGCGGCGGUUAUCACCCUGAAGCGCUUGGUUUCUGCCCAACCGGAUGUUGCUGAUUGGAAAUUGUUGUUGGGAAGGUUGUUGGGCGACAUGGGUCAAACCGAGAAAGCGCGCAGACUGUUCGAUGAAAUCCUUCAGUCGGAUCCGUUCGCUUACGAGACCUUGUACGAGUACGCUUUGUUGAUGGAUCGUUGCGGGGAAGGAGAAGCUGUCCUCAAAAGGUUAGAAGGGGUCGUAGCCCUUGCCGAAAGAGAGAAGAAAGCCAAAGAAGCCAGAGAUGUUCGAUUCAUAAUUUCCCAGUUACACUUCCUCCAAAACGACUUGGACAAAGCUUUUAUGAGUUACCAGCAACUGGCCAAAGAAGAUCCGACUGAUUUUAAGCCGUAUUUUUGUCAAGGGUUGAUAUAUAGGGUGCUUAACAUGAACGAUGAAGCUCAAAAACAGUUCUCCAAAUGCGGCAAUCUUUCACUGAGCACCCAUCAGCCGGAAGGGCACUUGAGGCCACGUUUAUGAAAAAUGAAACUGUUCGACACCAAUGAGGGGAAUCGAGUUUUGGGGGAGUUUAGGGAAAUUUUCUGGCAUUCUUGUGGUAUAGUGUGUUCCUUUAGGCCUUUAAGCCUUGCUGAACAAG